This is a messenger RNA of Sycon ciliatum, 4047 nucleotides long. RefSeq names its product integrator complex subunit 8-like. The transcript has 23 exons. Lineage: Eukaryota; Metazoa; Porifera; Calcarea; Leucosolenida; Sycettidae. Bases 398 to 3409 code for a protein of 1003 amino acids. The record is from RefSeq and is a predicted model, not a curated record. Gene Ontology annotation, biological process: snRNA 3'-end processing. Gene Ontology annotation, cellular component: integrator complex.
UUUGAAUGCCAGUGCAGCUUCACGUCUUUGGUGGCGAGUUCUGGUCGAGGAUCUACCUGGCCUGUUGUAUUUCUAAUAAUUUUUCAUCAUCAAGUCAGUGAAGUCAGCUUGUUCAUGUAGACCACAUCGACGGGGAAUUUAUUUUGUGACUGAACGUGCUGUUUGAAGUAAUCACUAGUACUGUAGUUCACGAACAAAGCUGACUGUGGAUCGUCGCUCAUUCGAUCAGCUAAAUCUAAAAUUUCUGGGAUUAUUUUCAAAGAGGAAUGAAUUGAUUUCCGAGUAUUAUCUACGGUGCCUGUGACGGUGAUCAAAGCUAAAUUUCUAGCAGCAUUGUUUAUCGACCUCUCGAGUCACCUCUCGGUGAAUCCAUUCUUUGUUUUACCCAGCGCAGUCCAUGAUGGAUCCGGAGACUGUGCGCAAGAAGUAUGGAGAUCUGCCUCAUACUUGGUUCGAAUUUCUGUUUGACCACGCACUGGUCGUGAAGCACUUGACAUUACUGGAUAGUUCUCCUAAUAGCGAUCCCUCAGCAUGUCAAAUGAUAUCGGCCUUCAUGGAGAAAAUUUCAUCAGAGGCUCUGCAGGAAUCACAGCUGGCAUGUGCUCCGAUGCUUCGUCAGCUGGCGCUGUACGUAGCCGGCUGGCUCAAGUGGAAUCUGAUGCGGCUGAUGGCCUCCGUGUCCUUUGCCAGCCAGGUCGGCCUUCUGGAGGCGCUACAGACGAAAGCACAGAUCCAGCUCCUGCCCAACACCUCUCUCAAGGAGCAGUCCCCGGCUGCGGCAAUGGUCCACAUCUUAUUUGCUCGAUGGGUGGUGAAAAGUGUCACUGUGCACUUGUCCCGCUCAGCCAAAGUGCAGGAUUCAGUGAUUGCCAACUCGAAUCAGAUGGAGAACGUCCUGCAGCCCCUCCUGCCGUACGCCAUCAACAUCCUGCAGUGUGCAGUGGACGACAAAGAUGCCCUGGAUGGCAGGCCACUGUUCUUGCCGGUGUUGGAGCUCUCCGCUGUGCAGGCAGUGGGCGGUGAUGCUAUAUCUGCACUCAGUAUUCGCUGUCAGGUCUGCUCUGAGCUCGGGCAGCUGCUGUUCCAGGAAGGCAAGUUUGCACAGGCCUGCGUUAUGCUGCAGCGUGCCAAGGAGAUGAUCUCGGAUGUCGCCGAUGAUGAUAUUUUCUGCAUUAUCGACAGGAAGAUCCUGGAAGCCAACCUACUCGUUUGUCUGCAGGUUACUGAGCCACCGAAUGGCAAAGUAUCUGUAGCGCUCUCAUCUGGUGGUGCUGGCAAUCAUGUUGCCAGGCUGGUGAUGAAGACCGAGCAAUGUCGGAGAUAUGGCAUGCUAAAGGGCAUGGAUUCUGUGCUGAUGGAUGCUAGUGGUGGAGCACUGGCAGUGCCACCGCCUUACAAAUGCGACCUCGAGGACAGCCUUGCGCUCACCGCGCACCGUGGCCUGCGAUCGGUUGGUCAACCGUCACCGACGGGCAGUGUGGCGGCUUCCUCCACCGACCCGACCGCGGUGGAUGCCGUAGAGAUGAACUGGCGCGUGAGCGCAUGUAAUGCCGUGCACAAUACCGUUCUUGGUAUGCCCGUCUCGCCGUCCUUCUGGGUUACGUGGUACCAAGCGGAGAGCAAGGAGCAUGUCAUGUACCUACUCGAUGUCUGCUUGGAGUUUCUGAAGCAUGCGUCUUCUCGCCGCGCUGCUGCUGCUCUACACCGCUUUGCCACGGUAGUGUGUCAGUCAAGCAGGUACUCCGACAGCUACAUGCAUCUGCUGCAAAAGCAUGCGCUUGCUUCAACACGUCGAGAAGUCGAAAUGGAGGAUGACUGCAAUUCGGCUGAAAGAGCUGCUGAUGCACCUGCCAGGAAAUCCUCGCACGACAGUGGCCGUUACCCGUGGGCAGAUCGUCACAGUGCUCUCAACCAGGAGUGUCAGCUGCUGUCUAGCUCCAAGGUCGAAGAGAUGCGAUCACUUCUGCAGGAUCUGCAACGCUGGCCUACUGGUCACGCUCGUUUUGGUCUGAGCGAGUGGUGGAAUAAGGAGCGGCAUGGCGAUCACUUGCUCAGUGUUCUGCUAGUCAAGGCCAAUCACCUUCAACAAGCCAAGUCGUUUACUGAAGCUGAGCAGGUGUUGGGUGCGGCCUGGCAGCUUGCUGAGGCACUCCACCCGGCGACAGUGAAGAACGAUGUAUUGCGUCGACUAUCCGACUCGCAGCUCAGCCUCGACAUUCAGCAGUAUCUUGCCAUACAGCGGAAUGAUCAGCAAAGAUUUGUUCGUCUUAUUCGCGGCACAAAGGACUUUCUCCACAAGGCGUCGACAACACCAGCAGCAGCAACAGCAGCUUUCUCCAACCCUUUGCUUGAGGCCUGCUGUAUCUUCCUGACCAAUGUCAGAGAAGCUAUGUCUGCGCACGAUCUACUCGUUCGACUUGACCUAGGCCGUGCUUCAAAAACGGUGCAGCUGUGCCAUGCGUUGAUGGCUACUAUGCUAGCAAUCUCUACGAAUAGUGGACAAGAUCCUCGUAAACCAGCACGCAUUCUCUUUGAGCAAGUGUCGGAAUUGUUGAUACAGCCGACGCAGCACAAGAGAUCGAGUGAAGGUCUGAAAAAGGAGUCCUUGCAGAGGGCCAAGGCAGCUGAGGCUAAACGGAUGGUUCUACUGGACUUGGCUAAACACAUCACGGAACCAGUCGUGCUGAGUGUACUAGUGUCUUGUCUUGUUCGCAUACACACCGCCCUGGUGCUACACGAAUCUGGAGAUGGCGGAGACUCGAAAAGUUCUCCCACUCCCAAAAUCCCGGACAUUUCCUGCCAGCAUCCGCUGUGCUGGCCGGUGGCAGUUAAUAGUCCGUCGAACAUGGUUCGAUCUGAGAUAUUGCUGAUGCUGCAACAGAUCCUGGACCACUGCCUGAGCCACCAUCCCAAUCAUCCCGGUUUUAUGUGCACGGCAGCUGAUGUCUUAGUGGUGUCUCAACACUACACGUCAGCGUUGAAGCUGUACAUGAGUCUGGGCGCAGCACACUCGAAUUUCUUCACCACACCUGUGCCCGUGGAGAUCUGGACUGACCAGGUUUACCGUUCAAUGAUCACAUGUUGCCAGGGCAUCAAUGCGUUCACUCAGGCCACUGUGCUCUGUCAGCUACUCACUCCCGUCGACUACCAGCUGGCCAAUCACUGUAUACAGCAGACUAACUGCUUUGAUGCCAUGGAGUUCUUCUACGACUGCAUCUGGGACUUGAUGAUCUUGGAGUAUGCUGUCCACACGCAUACUCACCGUGGAGAGGAGGAGAAGCGGCAAGUAGCCGUAAACAACAUUGGUGAUCCAGACCUCAACACGGCAAACAGCGCCGAAACCAUUCGAAAAGCCGUGCAGAUACGUCUGACCAAGUUCCUCCGGCGGAUGGCCACGCUCUACAUCUGAGGGGAGCCACUUGUUCCUCUGUUCUGUGUGUGCGCAUGUGUGUUGUGUGUGUGUGUGUGUGUGUAUGUGUGUGUGUGUGUGUUUGAUGUUGCAUGUGGCUAGUGCAAUAGAGAGCUGAUCAUGCUGUUCUUUAGGCUGAGACUAGCAACUGCUGGUGUCUUUGCUGUGCUUUCGGUGCAGCAUUGAAGAUGUUGUUCUGUUCUGGCGCCGUGCGUUUCUCCAAAGCAAGUAUUCCCGCUGUGUUUGCUACACGCUAACCGAUAUUUCCACUUUAUUUUGCAACGCUUAAUGUAGGUCUACUGCCUGCUUAAGCCAUUGACAGAGUUGCUGUUGACGUUUCGCUGUUUGAGUGAGUACUUUUAAGACGCGUGUGUGUGUGUGUGUGUGUGUGUGUGUGUGUGUGUGUGCGUUGUGAUGCUCUUGAUGAGAUCAUAGGCUGCAAUCACUUUUUUCCGCUGUUAAUUUUUGCUACAGUGCAUGGCGACGAGGCCUGUGAGGACAUGCUGCUUCUGUUAUUGCUAUCUUUUUGUUCUUCUUUUUUUUACAAGUCUCCAGUGUAGUGUUCUGCCACCCAGAGCAGGUCGUUACUUUUAUUUUCCUUUCAUGUUAUUUUAUGGGUCUUCAGCCCAGCCAUGCCA